GUGUCGAAUUAGGUAUGCAAUUGACACCUCAAACUUUAUCUCAAUCCUUCAAUCAUGCACAAUCAUCGAGCCAAAAUUAUAGACAAAAAUCAGAUAAAUUUUAUGGAUAUAGUGAGGUGGCGGCGGGCCCUUAAUCUAAAUCCGCGGUGUCACACCACCACCUUCUCCGCCCCUAGUUUCCAGUUUCCAUCUCUCUCUCUCUCUCUCACACACACACACGCACACGCACACGCACACGCACAAUCUUCCCCUUCUCCGGAUGGGUCUAAGCCUAAUCGGGCGGUCUUAAAGUAUAAGUUAUUGUUAUUUCGAUCCCAACGUAGUCUUUUUGCCCUUUACAGAUUCGGCUCUCUCUCUCUCUCUCUAUCUUGUUGCAGACUGCAGCAAUAUUGCCAUUGUUGUAUUGGAAAUUUCAGCUAGCUAGAUCUGAAUUUCAUUUUGUUGUAAUUAUUGAUAUACUCUACUCUGUAAAGAACCUUUUCCCGCCCUCGACAUCUCUGGUUUUGGUGUAUCAAUUGCGAUUUUGAUGUGGGAUUAGCUCGCAAAGCCUAAAAUUGAUGGAAAAAUAUAGUCUUUGUUGAUUUUGAGGUGUACCCUAUUAUUCGUCUAAAAAGAAAUGGUGGCUGUAAAUAUGGGCACCCUUUACUAUGUGCUGGAUCAUGUGUAUGGUGCAUUGCUGCACAGAACAAAGAUUAGCCCUCCAUUUUUCUCGAGGGGUUGGGGUGGGGCACAGCUUGAGCUUUUGGAGAGGAUGAUAAAUCAAUUGUUUCCCCAAAUAGGUCAGAAUUGGCCUCCCGCUUUGGUGCAGCCAGUUUGGAAAACUGUUUGGGAAUCCAAGACUGCUUGUCUGAGAGAAGGGGUGUUUAAGACCCCUUGUGAUGAGGUGCUUCUCAAUGCAUUGCCCCCUGAGAGCCACACUGCAAGAGUGGCCUUUCUCUCUCCCAAAUCCGGCCAGCCGCAGAAGAUGGCAUGUGUUGUUCAUCUGGCUGGCACAGGAGACCAUUCAUUUGAGCGGAGGUUACGUCUUGGUGGGCCUCUGCUGAAGGAAAACAUAGCAACUAUGGUGCUUGAGAGCCCCUUCUAUGGAAGAAGACGUCCUUUGCAGCAGCACGGUGCAAAACUGUUGUGCGUCAGUGAUUUGCUCCUAUUAGGAAGAGCUACCAUCGAAGAGGCGCGUAGCCUUCUGCAUUGGUUAGACUAUGAAGCUGGUUUUGGGAAAAUGGGUGUCUGUGGACUUAGCAUGGGCGGAGUACAUGCUGCUAUGGUUGGAUCCUUGCAUCCGACGCCCAUUGCCACACUCCCGUUUCUUUCUCCACAUUCUGCUGUUGUGCCAUUCUGUGAAGGGGUAUUAAAGCAUGCGACUGCCUGGGAAGCUCUUAGAGACGAUCUUGCUAUGCAGAAAAUUGCCUUGACGAUCGAGGAAGUGAGGGAACGGAUGCGGGACGUGCUGUCUCUGACUGAUGUCACGCGGUUCCCUAUCCCCAAAAACCCCAAUGCUGUUAUAUAUGUCGCUGCUACUGACGAUGGCUAUAUCCCAAAACACUCUGUAUUGGAGCUUCAAAAGGCGUGGCCGGGAUCGGAAGUAAGGUGGGUUUCGGGCGGCCACGUUUCAUCUUUCAUUCUACACAACGGGGAGUUCCGUAGAGCCAUUGUGGACGGACUUAAUAGACUGCAGUGGAAGGAAUCACCUUCAUGAUAUCAUGCUACGCGUGAAGAUGAUACCAUGAUAAGUCUUCUUUGCCUCUAACUCACAUUUGUACGCUGGGAGCCCAACAAAGUAAUUGAACUGAAGGGUUGCCUUUUCUUUUCAGUUUCUGAUUUGUCUUGUUAAAGGAAAAUAUCAAAAACUCAAUAAAAUUGUUAAAUUGUUCA
Salvia miltiorrhiza (redroot sage) is the source of this 1872-nucleotide messenger RNA. RefSeq lists its product as uncharacterized. The transcript is spliced from 5 exons. The record is from RefSeq and is a predicted model, not a curated record. Lineage: Eukaryota; Viridiplantae; Streptophyta; Magnoliopsida; Lamiales; Lamiaceae. The coding region runs from base 617 to 1696 and encodes 359 amino acids.